AGCAUCCAUAAGGUGUGAGAAGUAUGUAUUUGAGUGAACGUUCCAAGCGUUUGCCGAGAGUGGUGGUGAUAGCUUUUAGUUGUGCGGCGAGCUAUGGAACAGUGGCAGCGUGUUUCGUUAAUUCUGUGCAUAUUCGGCUUCCUGAAGGAGUUUCGACCGAGUGAACCGUUUGUGUUUCAAUUUCUGACCGGUCCGUGGCACAACGUAACGGUCGAACAGGUGGUUCAGGAUGUGUUUCCCAUCGGGACGUAUUCCUAUGUGGCGCAGCUGGUGGUGGUGUUCUUGAUAACGGAUUACUUUCGCUACAAGCCGCUGAUCAUAGUGGCUGGUUUGGCCGGGACCUUGGUGUGGAGUUUGUUUGUGUGGACCAGUUCGCUAGCAGCACUGCAGAUCCUGGAGGUGUUCUAUGGGACGUACAUGGCUGCCGAUAUUGCGUAUUGGACGUAUAUUUACGCGAAGGUCGACAGAAGGCACUACCAGAAGGUAACUUCGCACAUCCGUUCGGCAACCCAAGCCGGACGGUUCCUGGCGGCGACCACUUCACAGACGCUUAUCUACUUUGGAAUUACCGACUAUCUAGGGUUGAACUACAUCUCGCUGGGAGUGCAACUCGCGACCACAGUAUGGGCAUUCAUGUUACCUCCAGUGCCUGCAAGCAUGUACUUCCACCAUCGAGAACAACCUUCAGAAGAGGAAAUCGAGCUCAAAUCGGACAACCAUCAAACUCAAACUCAACCUUCCGAAUCAACAUGGCAACGAGCAACAACGCUCCUUUGGAGUCACUUCAGGUCCGCUUACUCAAACUUUACGAUUAUACGGUACAGUUUGUGGUACUCGCUAGCAGUGUGCUUCUACUAUCAAAUCACAUCGUACGUGCAAGCUCUAUGGUCCGCCAUCGGUGGACCGGAUACUGUACUCUGGAAUGGAGCAGUCGAAGCCAUCUUAACCCUAAUGGGCUCCCUGGUCGCCCUCCUAGCAGGAUUCGUCCCUCAGAGAUUCCUUAAACUACACACCACCAUUCUUGGCUUAUCGAUGAUCGCCAUCCUAGAAGGCUUGGGACUACUCAUGGCAACGAAAACCUCCAACCUGACCGUUUCCUACGUUGGCUAUACCCUGUUCGGCAUUCUGCACGCUUUCACCAUCACGCUUGUCAGCUCGGAGAUCGCCAAACACAUCUCCGAUGACAGCUUUGCGCUGAUCUUCGGCAUCAACACCAUGGUGGGUUUGGUAUCGCAAACCAUACUCACCUUAGCCGUGGUGGAUAACGACGGCUGGUUCGCACUGGACAUCCGUGGGCAGUUUACCGUGUACAGCUACAGCUUCAUCGCCAUCGGACUGCUGUUUACCAUAUUCCUGGUAGUCGAGCUGUGUCGUCGAAGGAAACCGGAAACGAAACAGCCGGACUAAUCCAUAAGCUCAGAAGUUCAAACGAAGUUCGCAGAUACGGGUAUUACUA
Molecule: messenger RNA, 1456 nt
Organism: Ochlerotatus camptorhynchus
Lineage: Eukaryota; Metazoa; Arthropoda; Insecta; Diptera; Culicidae
Product: thiamine transporter 1-like
Exons: 2
Coding region: 94-1407 (437 amino acids)
Biological process (GO): transmembrane transport; vitamin transport
Cellular component (GO): plasma membrane
Molecular function (GO): vitamin transmembrane transporter activity
Source: RefSeq, a predicted model, not a curated record